This is a messenger RNA of Homarus americanus (American lobster), 498 nucleotides long. Its product is annotated as collagen alpha-2(I) chain-like. The record is from RefSeq and is a predicted model, not a curated record. NCBI's taxonomy places the organism in Eukaryota, Metazoa, Arthropoda, Malacostraca, Decapoda, Nephropidae. The transcript has 2 exons. The coding region runs from base 1 to 498 and encodes 165 amino acids.
AUGCCCCCAGUGAAGGACCUGGUGGUGAUGCCCUCAGUGAAGGACCUGGUGGUGAUGCCUCACAAAGGACCUGGUGGUGAUGCCCUCAGUGAAGGACCUGGUGGUGAUGCCUCAGUGAAGGACCUGGUGGUGAUGCCCUCAGUGAAGGACCUGUGUAAAGGACCUGGUGUGGCCUCAGUGAAGGACCUGGUGGUGAUGCCCUCAGUGAAGGACCUGUGUGAUGCCCACAGUAAAGGACCUGGUGGUGAUGCCCUCAGUGAAGGACCUGGUGGUAAUGCCCACAGUGAAGGACCUGGUGGUGAUGCCCACAGUAAAGGACCUGGUGGUGAUGCCCUCAGUGAAGGACCUGGUGGUGAUGCCCACAGUGAAGGACCUGGUGGUGAUGCCCACAGUGAAGGACCUGGUGGUGAUGCCUCAGUGGGGACCUGUGGUGAUGCCUCAGUGAAGGACCUGGUGGUGAUGCCCCCAGUGAAGGACCUGGUGGUGAUGCCUCAGUGA